CCUAGUCUUUGAACCUGCCUCACGAACGUCAACUGUGAAUCCUCUCCUCCACUUCCACAACCUCAUCACCAUCAUCAUUACCACAGCAGAACACUGUUAAAAACUCAAACCAAUUUUUUGGCUUUUUCUAUUUAUUUUAUUUUUAUUUUUUUGCCUUAAUCAUAGAGAUCACAGUUUGCUUUCUUUAUAUUGCCCUCCAUCUCCUGGCAGUCUCAACACUGUCGAAUACCGUGAGGGAGUGCUGGAGUGAAUGAGUCUCCUCUCUCUCUUCCUGGACUGAAUUUAUCAUCUGGCCUGUUCUUUUCACUGAGAAUAGCCUCUGUCCUCUCUUCACAUCAUCCCUAAGAACUGACUCGUACCCUUAACUUCUAGAGGGGGGACAACAACUGUCCGCCAUCUUUGUCAGUGCUGCCAAGCAUUAUGGAAACACAGACAGACAUUCACAAUGGCUCUCAAUGUACCUGGUCUGGCGGUGAUGGCAGUGUUCUACCUGGUGAUCCUGGGAACGGGUAUUUGGGCAUCCAUGCGCUCCAAGAAGGAAGAGAAGAAGUGUACAGGAGAUGGCAUGGAGAUAACGCUGCUUGCUGGACGCAAGAUUAACUUGCUUGUUGGCAUCUUCACUCUCACUGCUACAUGGGUGGGUGGAGGCUUCAUCCUUGGUAUAGCCGAGGCCACAUACAACCCAACGAUGGGCGCAGUGUGGGCUCUCAUGCCUGUGCCUUAUGUCCUGACUUUCUUCUUAGGUGGCUUUUUCUUUGCCAAGCCCAUGAGAGAGAACAAGUAUGUGACAAUGAUGGACCCCUUCCAGCAGAAGUAUGGGAACUUCCUAAGCAGUGCACUGAUCUUUCCCGCGCUGGUGGCUGAUGUCCUGUGGGUAGCACGCACACUCGUCAGCUUGGGUGGCACUAUGGCUGUGAUCCUGGACCUGUCCUACAUCUACUCCAUCAUCAUCUCCUCAGUGGUGGCCAUAAUCUACACACUGCUGGGGGGACUCUACUCAGUGGCCUACACAGAUGUCAUCCAGCUCAUCCUCAUCUUUGUCAGUCUGUGGGUGUGUGUUCCUUUCCUCCUGACCAACCCUCACUCUGUGGAUAUUGCUCUCACGGCCUACAACGAGACAUUCCAGGCUCCCUGGGUUGGUACAGUUGAGCUUGAGGAAGCCGGCAAGUGGUUUGAUGACUUCAUGCUGUUGGCUCUGGGUGGUUUAGCUUACCAAGCCUUCUACCAAAGGAUCCUAUCCGCCUCAUCUUACACCCAGGCUCAGGUGACCUGCUUUGCAUCUUCAGCCUUCUGCCUGGUGCUGGGUAUUCCCUCUGUGCUGAUCGGAGCUGUGGCUGCAUCUACAGACUGGAACUCAACUGCUUAUGGGUUGCCCACCCCAUAUGAGCGUGAUCAGGCAGGCUCCAUCCUCCCCAUCGCCCUGCAGUUCCUCACACCACCUUAUGUUUCCGUCAUUGGCAUUGGUGCUGUAGCUGCUGCUGUCAUGUCCUCCAUGGACUCAGCUCUCCUCUCUUCCGCCUCAUUGUUCUCCUCAAAUAUCUACAAGAACAUUAUCAGGAAGCAGGCAUCUGACCGUGAGAUGCAAUGGGUGAUCCGUAUCUCAGUAGUGGUUGUGGGCCUGGCUGGUACUGCGCUCACCUUCCUGGACAGCAGUGUCUUGGUCUUCUGGCUCGUGGGUGUGGACAUGUCCUACACCAUCAUGUUCCCUCAGCUGGUUUGCAUCCUCUUCUUCAAAGUAUCUAAUGGCUAUGGUGCCACUGUGGGCUACAUGAUGGGAAUCAUCAUGAGGGUUCUAAGCGGAGAACCCCUCAUCGGCCUCCCACCUGCCAUCCGCUUCCCUGGCUGUCGGCUGGAUGAUGAGGGAAAGUUAACGCAGUUCUUCCCCUUCCGCACCGCUAUAAUGCUCAUCUCGCUUGCAUCCAUCCUGCUCUUCUCCUGGCUGACCUCCAUAAUUUUCAACAAGGGCUUGCUGUCUGAGAGAUGGGAUGUGUUCAAGAUCAAACGCAAGCAGAAACCAACCGGCAGAUCUGCAGGAGAGAAGAGCAACUGUGAUCACAACGAAAGUGCUGCAUCCAAGCAGCUCCUGGACACUACCAGCUGUUAAAGAAGCUCAGGCACAGGGAGAGAAGAUGGGGGGCUGAAUGGAGGCAGACAUAUAUGUUCGCCUGCAAAGCAGGAGUUUACAGAGGGGGAACAACAGCAAGGGCUGGACAUUAAGUAAGGAUCCUGUGGAGUAUCACAGUGAAUUUGAGGCAUGACUUAAAAAAAAAAAAACAUUGUGAUUUGAACUCUCUGGCACCCUGCAAUACUUCAACAGUUGCCUUAAUAUCACAUAUUUUAGUAGCCAGCAUAGCAUAGAGCCAAAUUAAUUGCGUACAAAGAGACAUGGCCCAUGCAACAAAUUUUGUUGCCUCUAUCAAAAAAGUGCCAGAGUCUGUAUUACAUAGCAAUCCUACUUCACUAAAAUGGAGACGUCCAUUUAAAGAACCCAGAGGCAGGUUCUUCCAUCAAGCCAUUUAUAUUAAUUUAAUUUGAAAGCAAAUUAUUGACAAUAUAACAACUUUUACCUCUUGUUCAUUAGAUACUGAAUAAAUACCCUUGUACAUUUGUACAUAGUUGUAAAAAUAUUAUUUUACAAAAAUUGAUACAUCUGAAACACCUAUUUUUUUCUCAAAGUCCUGAAUUCAGUUUACAAAAAACAGCUGCACUUUGAAAACAUUUUAAGGCAAAAACACUUGCACAAUAAAUGGACUCCAUCCUAAAAGACCAGUCAGUCCAACAAAAUGUUGCUAAAAUAGGUUACAGUACACCCAAAAGUGUGUAUUUAUUUAUUCAACUGUGCUUUUUCUAAAAGGAAAGGCAUCAGACUGUUGUCACAAACCUAAGAAAAAACAGAAACCACUUUGUCUUUUAGGGCAAAGUCAUCGAUUAGCUCGGCCCAAUGUCAGUAGCUGGAAACAUGAUGGAACCACUGCAUCGCAUGUGUACCUACCUUCUGUCUCACCGUGUAAACCUUUACAAACAAUUUGUGACCAGAUGCAGCACGAUAGGGUUUUCCUGUGCACCAGAACAAAGAUGUGCUACCAGGUGAACAAAGAGCAGGCGCAUGGUCUGCACUCUCCACUGUUACAUUUAUGAAAUUGUUUAUUAUGUAACAGUUUAUUUGAAUGUGAUCUUAUCUCCUCUGUUCUGUAGUUGAGCAGCUGCCUUGUGAUCUACUUUACAGAAAAUGGUCAUUCUUCUCAACUUGCAAGCUUUCUUUCAAUAAUUAGUUUUGAACUUCUGUAAUGUUCUUCAUCCAAAGAAUCAUUUCCCACUAUUCUGAUAUUAUUUUUUUUAAUCUUUAGACAUUUUUGCAGCAGUUCACUCUCUUUUUUUUUUUUCAAUUUUAAACUGGUUUUUAAGCUUUUAAAAAUUAAUCUGUACGCAAGAAGACAACAACCAGAAUUGUGUGAUAGUAUCUAAAAUGUGAAGUUUUACAGUUACAUUUGAACUUUUACCUUCACCUUUAAAAUUCUGCUUCAUAGAUAUCAUCGGCUUUUACCACACUGUGACAAAAGUAUGAAACCGCCCAGGUACCGAUAACUAAAGUGUCCCACCUUGUUUGACUGCUUGGAGUUCAGUUGCAGUGCAAUGCUUCGUGGCUGUGCUGUGGUUCUACGGACAACAGAAAAAAAUAAGCACCUAUUUGAAGUGAACAACAGUGGCACAAACACUAUUUCAUGCUUCUUUAACACUCAAAAUGUGUUGUGUUUUUUUGUUCUUUUGCCAAUAUUGUUUUGUUGUGAAUCGCACACAGAAAAAUAACCGCUGUGUUCCAGAGUUGCUGUGGGCCCAUUUCCCAUGUCCACUAAUUACAAGCAUGUUCACUCACUGAAUGUAGCGGUUUUGUACAACUGCACGGAGAGAAGGCAAACUAGACAUCUCUCUUGUUUUCCUCAUCCAUUCCUCCUCCUCAAUUUUUUCUCCUUCCAUGUGGAAAGGAUUUAGAGAAAUUUGCUUUACAGUUUGUUUUUGUACUUAUUGUACUUUUUUCUUGGUUAUAUAUUGUAUGCAGUGCUUGAGUUUACAGUGGGAUCAUUUCUUCCUCUGAAGUGGUGAAAGUUUGCAGCUAGGAUUCUAAGAAUUUUGACUACAAAUUUCAUCCCCCUUAGUUUGAAUUCACACACAGAUUGGCAAGACAUUUUUAACUUAGGUUAUACUGAACCUGCAUACUAGCUUGUUGUACAGAUUCCUGCUCAUGAAUAGUGAUGGUCAGAUCGCUGUCUUCUACCAUACUGUUGCUUUUACUAUCACUGGAAACCGGUUUCACUCUGCUGUCAGCCGUUAAUGCUGAACAUCAUAAAAAUAGGUGUGUACUUUAGUCACUGUUCAAAUACCUCAUGGAGUGGUAAUGUUGUCUUUAAGUAUACCAGAUUUUUACCUAUGAGUCAGACUUCUAUCCAAAGCAUACUGUAUGAAUGUCAGAUAGCCUGUCAAAGACUGAUCAUGCAGAACAAACUGUGCCUCCAGACAGAAUGCAUGCAAGACACAAGGCAGGGAUGGUUUUGUAUCUGUGAUUGUAAUUUCUACCUGUAUUAUUCUCUUUUACUGUACUAUCUAAUCAUGAUUUGUAUAUGUACUCUUUUUUU
This is a messenger RNA of Sphaeramia orbicularis (orbiculate cardinalfish), 4631 nucleotides long. Its product is annotated as high affinity choline transporter 1-like. Gene Ontology annotation, biological process: transmembrane transport; acetylcholine biosynthetic process; choline transport. Gene Ontology annotation, molecular function: choline:sodium symporter activity. The transcript is spliced from 10 exons. The record is from RefSeq and is a predicted model, not a curated record. Gene Ontology annotation, cellular component: plasma membrane. The coding region runs from base 446 to 2104 and encodes 552 amino acids. NCBI's taxonomy places the organism in Eukaryota, Metazoa, Chordata, Actinopteri, Kurtiformes, Apogonidae.